Penicillium chermesinum is the source of this 420-nucleotide messenger RNA. RefSeq lists its product as uncharacterized. The record is from RefSeq and is a predicted model, not a curated record. The transcript has 2 exons. The coding region runs from base 1 to 420 and encodes 139 amino acids. Lineage: Eukaryota; Fungi; Ascomycota; Eurotiomycetes; Eurotiales; Aspergillaceae.
AUGGGCUCCAAGCGUAGCCUGGUAGCUCGCGAUGAUUGCCUGGACAUCGAGGACCUUGAGAAGUGCCUCGAGGACGUGGGAGAAAUCCUUUCAGACCCAGGCGAGCUCUUGGGCGAGAAGAAGAAGCGCCAGAGUCCUGGCUACUCUGACUCCGAACAGGAGGCUAUCUGCGCCUCUUUUGCUGAAUUCGUCCCGGUUCACCAGGAGCUCCUCCAGACUCUCAUUGGCAAGCACGGCCUCUUGAGCCUGACGCCCUUCACUCAGCCCAUUGCUCAAGUCCUCCGAUCAGAUGAGGGUGCUGUUGACACCCUAGCCUUCGGCCUCAUUGAUGCUCUCCCUGUCUGCGCUCAGGAUGCCACCCAGAACAAGAACAACCUUGACCGCACCUUCGAUCAAGCCAUAAAUGAGUACUCUGACUAA